This is a messenger RNA of Pyrus x bretschneideri (Chinese white pear), 716 nucleotides long. Its product is annotated as mitochondrial pyruvate carrier 1-like. The coding region runs from base 200 to 523 and encodes 107 amino acids. Gene Ontology annotation, biological process: pyruvate import into mitochondria. The record is from RefSeq and is a predicted model, not a curated record. NCBI's taxonomy places the organism in Eukaryota, Viridiplantae, Streptophyta, Magnoliopsida, Rosales, Rosaceae. Gene Ontology annotation, cellular component: mitochondrial inner membrane. The transcript is spliced from 5 exons.
AGGAAAAUAUCGUUGAUUCGCCGCCGAUCCGAGUUCACUGACCUACUUUUACUUGGGUAGCUUCUCGGGAGCUGGUACCGUCCCACAAACGCAGCCCCUCCGAGAAAGUCAGAGACUUUUCCCUGUAAAUUAAACGCCGAUCGUCCCAAUUGUUCCGUCGAGUUCUCCGAUAAGAGAUUCUAAGCAGUAGAUAUCACAUAUGGCUUCAUUCCGAGCAUUCUUGAACAGUCCAGUUGGUCCGAAAACAACUCACUUUUGGGGACCUGUUGCAAACUGGGGAUUCGUUGCCGCUGGAUUGGCGGAUAUGAACAAACCUCCAGAAAUGAUUUCUGGCAAUAUGACAGCAGCAAUGUGCGUUUAUUCAGCGUUGUUUAUGAGAUUUGCGUGGAUGGUACAGCCUCGCAACUAUCUGCUUUUGGCAUGCCAUGUCUCAAAUGAGACUGUCCAACUCUAUCAGCUCUCUCGCUGGGCGAGGGGUCAGGGGUACUUAGCCCCGAAGAAAGAUGAAGCUGCAACCGAGUAACGUGCUACUUCUUUUCAUUCCCUGCUGGUUCAUUGUUUUAGUUGCGAAUUUUACCGAAAACAGUGUUGAUCUUGUGUUAAGGCGCCUGUGAUAAAAUUUGCUUUUGAUAUCAACUGAGCUAUCAAUCUCAGCAGAACAAGUUCGCUUGUCAUCCAUUUUCAUUCAAUGUCACGCACUUCUUUUUGUUCGUAAA